Messenger RNA from Micropterus salmoides (largemouth bass), 1879 nucleotides. RefSeq names its product ribonuclease inhibitor-like. Lineage: Eukaryota; Metazoa; Chordata; Actinopteri; Centrarchiformes; Centrarchidae. The record is from RefSeq and is a predicted model, not a curated record. The transcript has 2 exons. The annotation marks the transcript as partial. Gene Ontology annotation, molecular function: protein binding.
CUCUGCAGUUUGUCAGAGAUCAGCUGUGCUUCUCUGGCCUCAGCUCUGAAGUCCAACCCCUCCCAUCUGAGAGAGCUGGACCUGAGUGGAAACGAGCUGCAAGAUUCAGGAGUGAAGCUGCUGUGUGGUUUUCUGGAGGAUCCACACUGCAGACUGGAGACUCUGAGAUUGAGGGGCUGCAGUUUGUCAGAGAUCAGCUGUGCUUCUCUGGCCUCAGCUCUGAAGUCCAACCCCUCCCAUCUGAGAGAGCUGGAGCUGAGUGGAAACGAGCUGCAAGAUUCAGGAGUGAAGCUGCUGUGUGGUUUUCUGGAGGAUCCACACUGCAGACUGGAGACUCUGAGGUCAGUUCACUGACUCUCUGUUACUCUUGUAGAUCUGAUAUGUUUAAUUAACAGUUGAUUGAUGUUUGGUAAGUGCACCAACAAACUGGGCGAGCUGGUGAGGAAGGCCGGCUCGGUGGUGGGGAUGGAAGUGGACAGUGUGGAGGCAGUGACUGAGAGGAGGAUGAGAGGGAAGCUGAAAACCAUCAUGGACAACCCCUCUCAUCCUCUCUAUGCUGAGCUGAGGCAGCUCAGGAGCUCCUUCAGCCACAGACUCAUCCAGCCCCGAGCCUCAAAGAGCUUUGGAGGCUCAUUUGUGCCGUCAGCCAUCAGGCUCCACUAGGGGUGUGGAAAAUAACUGAUCUUUAGAUGCAUCGUGAUGCGGACUUGGACGAUUCUGAAUCCAUUGACAGAUGUCAGUAAUGGAUUAUCUAGAGGUUAACUGAUAACGUAAUGUUGACGGAACGAAAAAGGCAUGUAUAACAUGUAUAAUCAUAAAUACUCUAUAUAUAAAAUACCUCUGAAGGUACUACAUGUGCUUACACAUCCAAAAGUACCUCCAGAGAUUAGUUUGAAACCAGGACACAACAAAAUACUGUUGAACAGUUCACAACAUCCUCCGACUGCUUUUAACCUACAGUAUUAGGUUUUAACCCGCCCAUUUAAGCUAGCAUCACGCUGCACUUUUAGCUCUCUGCUAAAGGUUACAAACUUUACUCACCGGAGUUUCCAGGAAAAAAAGUGGCAAAUGGCGGCUUUCAGAAAUCUGGAGUGAUGGUGUUUUUACACGUAAGACCUGCUUCUGGGCCCGUGGGAUCUCGUUUUUCCAACUGCGUCUUAGCCGCUUCUCUCUGUUCUUCCUCGGUGCGGUCUGGCGCUAAAGUGACUGCACACUGUUGGAACUACUGGAUGCGCCGAGGGUCAAAAUAGCGCUGCUUUAAGGCCCGUAUUUUUUAUGUGGGCUACAGUCUAUGAUAAGGAAACACGGUUGAGAUGGGCGGUUUAACCAGAAACCGUAUUUUCACCUGUUUCCUGUGUUAAACACAAAGUCAAUAUUGAGUUUUUUUAGUUUGCCUUUGGAACGCAAGUAAUGUUCAAUUUCAAAACGUUAUUCACUAGUUUUAUUUUGAAAGCGUAACUGGACGUAUUUAUUGUUGCUAACUUGACGGCGAGACGUCCAAAAACGACACCAAAGGGGUGUUAACCCAGGCCGUAAAAAAGCUGAGACUUAAGAAGCCUAACCUGACAUUAUUUUCAGUCUCCUUUGUAAUGCUUUGUAGGGCCUAAGAUAGUCCUUACUAAAGACGGAAAAUACUUAAUUUCCUUAAACUUUCUACAUGAUCGUAUGAAACACAGGCGCAUAUGUAUAGUUUUUCAUUGGAAUAAUACUUUUUAGAUUAGAUUAGAUUCUUUAAUGUCCUUUUCAGGAAAUUUGUUUCCACAAUCUAUACGUACAUUACCUCACAUAUACACAGCAUGAACAUACAUAACAACGUGCUGUACAUUUUAUACACAAAUUAACACCCAAACCAAGACAUAACUUUUUCUUAGCAAGAACU